AUCCAGGAUCCAGCACCACACCUCGAGACUCCUCGUCGCCGGAGAAGCAGCAAUGGCCGGAAGGAAGGGCGGCGAGAGGAAGAAGGCGGUGGCCCGGUCCGUGAAGGCCGGGCUCCAGUUCCCCGUCGGCCGCAUCGGGCGCUACCUCAAGAAGGGCCGCUACGCGCAGCGCGUCGGCUCCGGCGCCCCCGUCUACCUAGCCGCCGUCCUCGAGUACCUCGCCGCCGAGCUGCUGGAGCUCGCCGGCAACGCGGCCAAGGACAACAAGAAGACGCGCAUCAUCCCGCGACACCUGCUGCUCGCCGUCCGCAACGACCAGGAGCUCGGCAGGCUGCUCGCCGGCGUCACCAUCGCCCACGGCGGCGUCAUCCCCAACAUCAACUCCGUGCUGCUCCCCAAGAAGUCCCCCGCCGCCGCCGAGAAGGAGGCCACCAAGUCGCCCAAGAAGAAGGCCGCAGCCACCAAGUCCCCCAAGAAGAAGGCCGCAGCCACCAAGGAGUAGACAUAGUCAAUGUUGCUCUGUUCCAUUUCUCAUGGACAUGAUGACUUACUAGUCAGAUACUCAGAUCCGUCGAGGAAAGACGCCGUUGUAUCUCUGAUUUCUGUGGGAAAUAGUACUACUAAAGAUGCACUCCUUCUGCAAUUGGUCUUGUGAAUGCUUCGCACCUGCUUCUGCUUCUGAACAUUUGCUUGCUACUACGUACUAAAUAAGUUCCAUUUGUAUGAAA
This is a messenger RNA of Hordeum vulgare subsp. vulgare (domesticated barley), 728 nucleotides long. RefSeq names its product protein H2A.6-like. The coding region runs from base 53 to 502 and encodes 149 amino acids. Gene Ontology annotation, molecular function: protein heterodimerization activity; structural constituent of chromatin; DNA binding. NCBI's taxonomy places the organism in Eukaryota, Viridiplantae, Streptophyta, Magnoliopsida, Poales, Poaceae. The record is from RefSeq and is a predicted model, not a curated record. The transcript is spliced from 2 exons. Gene Ontology annotation, cellular component: nucleosome.